Messenger RNA from Hyaena hyaena (striped hyena), 2106 nucleotides. It is a transcript of the gene FLYWCH2, whose product is annotated as FLYWCH family member 2. The record is from RefSeq and is a predicted model, not a curated record. Lineage: Eukaryota; Metazoa; Chordata; Mammalia; Carnivora; Hyaenidae. The transcript has 5 exons. The coding region runs from base 570 to 1004 and encodes 144 amino acids.
GCAGUGAAAUUUCGCCCAAGGAUUGCCCCCGCCGGGCCUUGCUGCGCAUGCUCGCUCUGUGACCCCAGCUUGAGGUGACGGUCCGAACCUAGGCGGGGGCCCCAGGCAGGAAGCGGCAGGACCUGCCGCGGCUCCUUCGUCGGAGAGGGAGGGCUCCGCUGCCAUCGGCGCCUGGCCGGUGUCCGGAUGUGUACCUGCACUCGACGUGGGCCCUCCAUGCUUCCAGCCCCUAAUCACAGUCCCCCAUGAACCGUGCGGUGCAAGCAGUCAGGAUCGCCCGGACUUUUGCAACAGCUUACCUGUGCCUACCUGCUGUUAACAACCUCUGCUAAUUUUGCCACUGUUGCCAUCACACAGAAUCUCCAGAAUCCGGGAGCCCUCAGUGACUGUGGAUUGCGCAGACGCCUCUGCAGCCCCAUCCCCCCCCAGCCGAGGCAGCGCCAGCACCGGCUCAGGCACAAGGCCGGAGCCCCUGGACUGCCAGGGUCCGUACCAGGGAAGAGGAGCAGGAAGAGAAAUCUGUCUGCUGGGCCCUGAGCGUGGCCUGGGGGACAGGCCAUCAUCCCAGGAUGCCCCUGCCCGAGCCCAGCGAGCAGGAGGGCGAGAGUGUGAAGGCCGGCCAGGAGCCGUCCCCCGAGUCCCCUGAGCCAGGGACAGACGUCGUCCCCGCAGCCCCCAGGAAGCCCAAGAAGUUCUCCAAACUGGUCCUGCUGACAGCCUCUAAGGACAGUGCCAAGGUGGCAGGGGCCAAGCGCAAAGGAGUCCACUGCAUCAUGUCCCUGGGGGUGCCGGGCCCCGCCACCCUGGCCAAAGCCCUCCUCAAGAUCCAGCCUGAGGCUCAGAGGGCCAUCGAGGCGCCCCCCCAGGAGCCUGAGCAGAAACGCAGCAAGCUGGACACAGAUGGAAAAGAAGAUGGAAGGCUGGCAGGGCAGGCUGCCCCCAGCACGGAGGUGGUCGGAGAGGAGUCCACCGCAGAUGCUGUCAUGCCCAGCAUGGUCCUGUAGCCCUGACAAGCGCAGGUACACCCUUACUGGGUCCGUAACUUGGCUGUGACUUCUGCCUGGGACCCAGUUGCCAACUGAUUUCCCUUCUCAAACAUCAUAUAGUUUUUCAAAUCAAGUAUAAAUGACUUUUGUAAACAGAAAGAAACCCAAAAAGAAUAAAAGAAGCUGUCCCAUUAUGGACAGGUUUUACACGGCCAUGAGUCUGGGUCCUCUGAGGCCCACCUGGGACCCCCCAGCCCUCACCGGGCGCUUCCCCAGGGCUGCCUGUUCUGGGCCGUCUCUCAGUCGCCCUGGCCCCUCAGCCUGGAGGACCAGGUGGGAUCUCUGAGCUUUCUCAUUCCUGCUGCUCUUGGCCUGAAGGGGGCAGUGGGACCCCCAGCUCUGAGCCGCAGGGAAGCCUAUCCAGCCCCUUCCUGACUGUCCCUCCAGGACUUGUUCCCAGGAGGCCUCAGCCUGCUCCUGCUGGACCAUCAGGAGGCUAGCCUCCUCCAGGCAGCCACACGGACUGACAGCUUUCCCCCACCCCGCGUGGGGCCCCUGUGUUCAUGGCUCCCCAAGGUCCUGCUGAGGAGGGGGUGGGCUGCAGGGUGGAGGAGGGCCCUGACAGAGGGGUAUGAUGGCCCCACCGUGUUCCUUCCGGCUGUUUUGGCGGCUGAGAGAGGUUCCUGGGGGACCCGAGCCCCUCCCUAGGCACCUUGGGUGCCGCGCCUGCUGCAGGAGGAAGUAAAGGGAACAGAUACCCCCCCCCCCAAGCAGAAGUCAGUGUUCCCCGGAGGCCCCCCCAGCAAAGGCUUCGGCCUGCCGUUGCUUCAGCACACGUGGUCCUCAUUUCUUGAAAACUGCCGUUGGGCAAAGGACACAGAUCAUUUCUAACAAGUUGAGUCUAGAGGCCUUAUGUUUUUAAAACUCAUGUUGCCCAAUGUAACGCGGACCUCCGGAGCCCGCCUAGGAGAAGCGGGGCACUCAGUGCACCCCUUGCUCGGCUCCACAUCGCUCUGUUACUUUACAGCGUGGCUGUUCGUAACUUUUCUGUUCUGUAACCAUCAUUUUUGAAGUUCCUUUGUCUUAACUCUGUGUUUAAAUAGAUCCCCGCUCCUCACCA